This is a messenger RNA of Hevea brasiliensis (rubber tree), 674 nucleotides long. RefSeq lists its product as uncharacterized. Bases 50 to 514 code for a protein of 154 amino acids. Lineage: Eukaryota; Viridiplantae; Streptophyta; Magnoliopsida; Malpighiales; Euphorbiaceae. The transcript has 2 exons. The record is from RefSeq and is a predicted model, not a curated record.
UUUACUUGGUGGCCGCGUCAGGAAUAAUUCUCAACGAGGUCAUUUCCCCAUGGCAAUUCUUGCAAUUCUGGCACUAUUAGUCGGUAUUUGUUCGCUGUCAUUCACUGUUGGAAGCGCAAUAUGGGGCAAAUGGAAGAAGAUAUGUUCUGAUGCUAAGAAAGUGGUACAUAACUUCAAGAAUUUGAGCUCGGAGUUAGAAGCUCUGCUUCAUUUAGGGACGGACAUGGAGAGGAUGGCCACUGAACGUGGAAUAACUUCUGAUCAUGAAUACAACUACUGGAGGAACACAAGAAUAUUUGAGAUAUGUCAUGAAGCUGGAAAUUUGAUUAGACGUUAUAAACUGGAAGAGAACCUGUCUAAAAAGCAGCUAGCAGAACUCAGCAAAAAAAUGGAGGACUGUGCAAAAAGAGUUAGAAACCUGCGUAAAGAUGCAGAAAAAUUUUUUCCUAGAUUUGAAAAGAAAAGCAGAAAAAGAAUCAAAUCAAAAGCAAAGGAACCCAGAAAAGGAAAAUAAUAAGAAUCUGUGUUCUCCUGAAGUACCAGCACAAUCUGUGUUCAAUCAAUGGCUACUGAAUAAGAAUUAAUAUCAGAGAGCAGAUUUAGAUAUGGAUUGUUGAGGUUACGGUUUCACAUCCCAAACUUUCAUCAAAAGAAUAAUAGUUUAUUCUUCUUCU